UUUGGAUGUCGCUCAGUGACCUAACAACAGAAGGCUCAUUCGUUUGGCAUUACUCGGGCAAGUCGGCUAACUUAACAGAUUGGUAUGAAAAUGAACCAGACGACUUCUUUCAGCGAGAAGAUUGUGUUGACAUGUUUAAAAGCAAAGACGGAUAUGCAUGGAGGGACGAUGAUUGCACUAGGAGUUAUAAUUACAUAUGUGAGACUAAUGCCACUGCUGUUCCUGAGACAACUUUGGAACCAACGACACAAGAACCAAAUACCACAAUGUUUAUAGUUCCUGAGAGUACUACUGGUGUUACCACGGUUACAUCAGGAUGUAAACAGCUGUAUGAUAUCACUUGGAUGGCAAUCGUGCUAGCUGUCGUUUUCCAUUAUGUUAUUUAGUACACCGACUGUAUCCGCGUUAAUAUAGUUUGUCACUGUGUCUUGAGCCAUGGCUGCUUUUU
This is a messenger RNA of Mercenaria mercenaria, 448 nucleotides long. Its product is annotated as alpha-N-acetylgalactosamine-specific lectin-like. The record is from RefSeq and is a predicted model, not a curated record. The transcript has 3 exons. The coding region runs from base 6 to 386 and encodes 126 amino acids. Lineage: Eukaryota; Metazoa; Mollusca; Bivalvia; Venerida; Veneridae.